Messenger RNA from Acanthosepion pharaonis, 696 nucleotides. Lineage: Eukaryota; Metazoa; Mollusca; Cephalopoda; Sepiida; Sepiidae. The record is from the annotation of a GenBank genome assembly.
AUGUCUGUUUCUGCUUCUCGCUCUUUUCUUUCUGUUAUUCUCCCUCUCUCUUCCCUCUGUCUCUUCCUCUCUUUCUCUGUUCCUUCCUCUUCUUUUACUCUCUCUCUCUCUCUCUCUGUCGCUCUCUCAUUCUCGUCUCGCUCUUGUUCUUUGGUCCUUUCUCUCUCUUCCUCCUUCUCCCACCCUCUCUCACUUUCCUUUUCUGACUCUAUCGUUCUCCUCUGGAUCGCUCGAUCUCUCCUCUGCUCAUCUCUCGCAUGCCUUCUCUCUCUCCCUCCCUCUUCUAAGACUCUCUCUUGUUCCCCUCUGUCUCCGCCCUCUCAUUCUCCUCUUGUUGUCUCUCGCUCUUGUUUAUCUCUCUCUCUCUCUCUCUCUCUCGCUCUCUCUCCUUCUCUUCCUCUCUCCCUUUUCUAUCUCUGUCGUUCUCUCUCUUAUUCUGGAUUGACCAUCCAUCGCACCUGUUUCCCGCUUUCUCUCUCUCUCUCUCUCUCUCUCUCUCCGUCUUUGUCCUCUUUUGCACUCUCCUUCUCUUCCUCUCUAACACUCUCGCUUCUGUCUGUUACCUGGAUUGCUCGAUACCUCACACUGUCCAUCUUUCGCAUACAUCUUCUCUCUCUCUCUUUCUCUCUCUCUCUCUCUUCAAACCUCUCAAACUCCUCUCUGCACUCCAAUACAGGUUGCGAUGGUAAAUUUUAA